Leptopilina boulardi is the source of this 627-nucleotide messenger RNA. RefSeq lists its product as uncharacterized. The record is from RefSeq and is a predicted model, not a curated record. Bases 158 to 445 code for a protein of 95 amino acids. The transcript is spliced from 4 exons. Lineage: Eukaryota; Metazoa; Arthropoda; Insecta; Hymenoptera; Figitidae.
AUGCAAUAAACGUCAUAUUGCGAGUGUACUCUUGUACUUUUGUAAAAAUAUCGAGAGUUCUAUACAAAUUCAUGCAGGGCCAGGAAAUAUAAAUACCCCUCGAGACCAAGGAAAAUCAUUCAAUUUUCUUCUUGCAUCUAAAGAAGUAGUUUCAAACAUGAUGAAGUUCGUAGUUGUCUUUGCCUGCCUUUUGGCUGUGGCUUAUGGAGGAGGACUCACCAGUCUUGUUGGACAAAGUCAUUUGGCUGCUCCCAUCAAAAUUCAAAGUUACAUUUCCCCCGCUCCAAUUAUUAAAACUCCCAUUUUGAUUCCCAAAAUUGCUGUUCAACCUCAAAUUGUUCACACAGCUCACCCAGCCGUUGUUGUUGGUCACGGUCUUGGUCUUGGUGGUCUUGGUGGUAUCGGUGGUCUCGGUCUCGGUCUUAACAAAGGACUCGAUUGGUAAAAAAAAUUGACUUCCGAUUGAAUUUUUCUAAAUCUAAAAAUUUCCACCAUUAUAAAAGAAUAAUUUCAUUUUGUUUUGGAAACUCAAAAAUUCUUUAAAGAAGACAUGCGUAUGGAAAAUUGAAUUUAAUAUAAUUACAAAAUUUAUGAGAAAUAAAUAAAUAAAAAAUUAAAAUAACAAAA